GCUUGAACUUUUCUCUGAACACACUCCGACCCCACUCCACCCCACAACGGAUGCAGUCAACACGCAAGCGUUACUAACUCGUUGGACUUAACGCGUUCGUCGGAAGACUCUCGACAAAAUUGUGAAUUCCUACCGCCACCGAAAGAAACGCAGUUUACAAAUUGGAACCAUGGCGAAAGGAUGCGUCACCGUCAUCAAGUACUUUCUGUUUCUGUUCAACCUCAUCUUCUUUGUCUUUGGGGCGUUGAUCAUGGGCUUUGGACUGUGGAUUCUCUUUGAUAACCAGAGUUUCAUUGCUGUUCUACAAGAAUCAUCCGACACGGUGAAAGUGGCUUCCUAUAUCCUCAUUGGAGUGGGUUCCUUAUCAAUGGCCAUGGGCUUCUUUGGCUGCAUUGGAGCCAUCUAUGAAAUUCGUUGUCUCCUUGGUCUGUACUUCACCUGCCUCUUGCUCAUCCUUAUUGCCCAAGUGACUGCUGGAGUUCUCAUCUACUUCCAAAGAGAUCGGCUGAAACAUGAAAUGUCCAACAUCAUAAAAGGGAUGAUCGUCCACUACACCGGCCAGAACAAAACUACAGAGCAAACUUGGGACUACAUCCAGAAGAAGAUGAACUGCUGCGGGUGGACAGGUCCCGGCAACUGGUCUGACAACAUACUCAUCAAGAACAGCUCCCAGUACCUCUAUUCGUGUUCCUGUCGCAAUGAGUCCUUGCCUGGUACUGACAUCAAGAUGGAGGGCUUGUGUGAGCACCUGUCCUCAGACCUUCCUAUCUACGAAACGGGGUGCAUGACCAGUGUGGAGAAAUGGCUACUGGAGAACUGUGGCGUUAUUCUGGGGAUUUGCAUCGGAGUGGCAGUCGUGGAGCUUCUUGGGAUGAUCCUGUCCAUGUGUCUGUGUAGGAGUGUCGUCCAGGAGGACUACACUAAAGUACCCAAGUACUGACGUGCAACUCAAGCAUACAUGCACGUGGACGUGGAUGGACUCCUUCCCUCUUUCACUUCUUGGCUCACAUUCUUAUAGUCACGCACGUCACACACACACACACACACACACACACACACACACACACGAAGGCACCUGUGCAUAUUUCUGACACACACAAACACGGCAGUGACACAUUUGUUGUCUCUAGUUUGCAAGUUUUUAUUAUUGUUGUCUUAUUGUUCUUGUUCUGCAUGUCUGUAGGUGUGAAUGCGAGUAAAUGGUUGUUGUUUUAUAUAUGUGUGCCCUGCGAUUGGCUGGCGGCCAGUUGUGGUGUACUCCAGCCUAUUGCCCGAAGAUAGAUGGGAUGGGCUCCAACAUGGUUGCGACCUUAGUGAGGAUAAGCGGUACCGAAAAUGGAUUGAUGGGUGGAUGUUUGAAGGACAUUUUCUGAGAGGUAUUUUUGGGGGGGAUGUGGGAUGUGGAGGUUAUCCAUUUAAAAAAAAAAAAAAAAAAAAAAAAAGUAUGCAAACGCUAAAGUAAGCGUAUGAGGUUUUUUUUCUCUUCGGCGAUUCCUUCCGCUGACUUCAAUUAAGCGCUUAACAGAUUUAAAGAAAAAAAAAAACAGAGAGAGCACUUUAGUCGAAUCUGAUGAAGCAAAGAUGCCCGAGAUUUCUCCUCAUUUGGGGGCAUCGAGACAGGCGGGAGAGGAGAAGGUAUGAGACGUGUGUGGAAUCAUCCCGCUCUGUGAUCCUGCAGUUUUUAUUUCCGCUGACAUUGGGUGGAGGGGGAAAAAAAAAAAAACUCAGGCAGGCCCACUGUGGUGGAGGUUUUGGCAUUGAUUGGCAAUUCCUCAUCCUCUUGCGCCACGCCAGUUUACUCCCACCAACCUUCCUCCACCCUCGUACAUGCUUGGCAUCACAUAAUCAGCCCGUCUCUCCAGUGUCUGUCUGGGAGCCAGGGGCUGAAUGAUGGCUUUGCUGAAAGAGGAAGAGGCUUUCUCUGCCUUUUUCACAGUAAAAUUGCCAUCAAUUAACAGAUUUAAAAGGGUCCUUUUUGGCACUGUUACUGAACUGACAAUAGAUUCAAGACAAUGAUCUUCCCCUGCUUUCAAAGAUGGUUUUCUGUUUUGUUUUUCUCUCUGUAAUGAGACUUUUCCACAGGUAAAAAUGUCCAUCACUCAUUUGUAUUUAACACAUACAUGGACUCAUUAUCAACUUCUUUUUUUCUUUAUCCAUGUCAAACAAGUAUUGCAAUCUUCUAAAUGUUGUGGUUCUUUGCGUUUAUCCAUUUCAAAUAUGUUAGUUUCAUCUGCCAAAUGGUAACAAUAAUUUAUCUUAAGAUGAAGGCGUUUACUGUGUUGAAUCCUUUUUUUUACGCUUUGAAAGUAAAAUAGUAGUUCAAAAAUUGUUUGUGGGUUUUCAAGCGAUAUUUGAUGAUUUAAAAAAAAUAAUUUUGUAUUUUUGUUACCAUGGGAAAAUGAGAAUUAAAUGUGACUCCACGACCA
Messenger RNA from Syngnathoides biaculeatus (alligator pipefish), 2426 nucleotides. RefSeq names its product CD82 molecule b (gene cd82b). NCBI's taxonomy places the organism in Eukaryota, Metazoa, Chordata, Actinopteri, Syngnathiformes, Syngnathidae. The coding region runs from base 170 to 940 and encodes 256 amino acids. The transcript has 9 exons. Gene Ontology annotation, cellular component: membrane. The record is from RefSeq and is a predicted model, not a curated record.